This is a messenger RNA of Momordica charantia (bitter melon), 3365 nucleotides long. RefSeq names its product Leucine-rich repeat protein kinase family protein. Gene Ontology annotation, biological process: protein phosphorylation. Lineage: Eukaryota; Viridiplantae; Streptophyta; Magnoliopsida; Cucurbitales; Cucurbitaceae. The record is from RefSeq and is a predicted model, not a curated record. Gene Ontology annotation, molecular function: protein kinase activity; protein binding; ATP binding.
UGCAUGAAAAGGAUGCCUGCCGUCGUCAUCAGCUACAGCAUUGAAACGCAACAACAAUGUCUACGAUACACAACUGCCUCGUUGAUCUGCCCAUCCACACAGCCACCGCCCUCGCCUUUUCAUCUUUUGAAACUCAAACAUCUCUCUUUUCAACUAUUGAUCUUCCUCUUCAAUUCUUUUUUCAUCCUCAAAUCUCUUAACUCAAAGGUACUUUUUUGGGUUCUAAUUUUCCUUCACUCCUGCAAUGCGUCGAUCACAGGAGUGGGCAUAUGUUGCCCUUCUUCUCCUCUGCUUCUCCUCGUCCUUGUUACUCCUCGGUGCAGCAGAGCCCGUUACCCACCCCUCCGAAGUGGACGCUUUGCUCGACAUCAAGAAAAGUUUGAUCGAUCCUAAUCAGAAUCUGAGCAACUGGAACAAGGGAGAUCCAUGUAUCUCAAACUGGACUGGUGUUCUGUGCUUCAAUACCACAUUGGAUGAUAGCUAUCUACAUGUUGCUGAAUUGCAACUUCUAAACAUGAGUUUAUCAGGAAAUUUAUCACCUGCACUUGGCCGUUUAUCUUACCUGAAAGUUUUGGACUUUAUGUGGAAUGAGAUAAGUGGUAGAAUACCAGGAGAGAUUGGCAAUCUAACGUCCCUAGAACUGUUGCUUCUGAACGGAAACCAGUUGUCAGGUCCAUUGCCUGAAGAUCUUGGGAAGCUUCUACAUCUAGACAGAAUACAGAUUGACGAGAACCAAAUAUCAGGACCAAUACCUAAGACAUUCGCAAACUUAAAAGCAACAAAGCAUUUCCACAUGAAUAACAAUUCUAUUAGUGGAGAAAUCCCAUCUGAGUUAUCUGGAUUGCCAAAUCUUGUCCACUUCCUUCUUGACAAUAACAACCUAUCAGGGAAUCUUCCACCCGAGUUGUUUAAAUUGCCGAACUUAGAAAUACUCCAACUCGACAACAACAAUUUUAGCCAGUCUAGUAUACCAGAUAGUUAUGGAAAUAUGACUAAAUUGUUGAAAUUGAGUCUAAGGAACUGUAACUUGCAAGGACCUAUUCCUGAUUUGAGCAUGAUAAAAAACCUCGGUUAUCUAGAUCUAAGCUCCAAUCAGCUAAGUGGAUUCAUACCACGGAAUAAACUUUCUGAGAAUAUCACAACCAUAUUUUUAUCUAACAACCAUCUUACUGGCACCAUACCAUCCAAUCUUUCGGGUCUGCCACAUCUUCAGAAAUUGUCAAUUGCAAAUAAUUCAUUGAACGGCUCUGUUCCAUCCACCAUUUGGCAAAGCAGGACGCUAAAUUCUUUGGACAGCCUUACCAUAGAGCUGCAGAACAAUAAAUUUUCAGAUAUUCUGGGAAGCAUUGAUCUCCCUCUGAAUGUCACUGUCUGGCUUCAAGGAAAUCCUGCUUGCUCUAAUAACAGCUUGGGGGAGUUUUGCGGAUCUGAGAGUGAGGAUAUAAUUGACAUUCCAACAAAUAACACUCUAGGCUGUUCUGGGCCAAUAUGCCCACCUUCUUAUGAAUGUUACUCAGCAAAAUGUCCCUCGUUUUGUAUCUGUUCUGCACCUCUGCUUAUUGGAUAUCGGUUGAAAAGUCCCGGAUUUUCACGUUUUAGUCCAUAUCAACAUAUGUUUGAGGAGUAUCUGACCAAUGGUCUUAAGUUACAUCUUGAACAAUUGGACAUUGGUUCUCCUGUGUGGGAAAAGGGACCUCGAUUAAGAAUGAACCUGAAGAUUUUCCCACUAUUUGUUGCUGAUAGUAAUAGUUCUCACAUGUUCAAUGACAGUGAGGUUCGACGAAUCGUUGCCAAAUUUACAAAUUGGAAAAUUCAAGAUAGUGAUAUAUUUGGACCAUAUGAACUUCUAAGCUUGACAAUAUCAGACAUCUAUAAGAAUGUAUUUUUUACACCGUCAUCUAAUUCUAAUAUUAGCAAAGGCGCAUUGGCUGGAAUAAUAUUAGGAGCAAUUGCAGGCGGGGUAACGCUCUCUGCAAUCGUUUUUCUUUUUAUUAUAAGAUCACGUGCAAGGGGCCACCAUAACUCAAGAAGGCGUCACUUCACAAAGGCCUACAUGAAGAUUGAGGGUGUAAAGGAGUUUGGUUUUCAUGAAAUGGCCCUAGCUACAAACAAUUUUCAUGAUUCCAUGGUAGUUGGUCAAGGCGGUUAUGGAAAGGUUUACAAAGGAAUUCUAGCAGAUAACACAACUAUCGCUAUCAAACGUGCACUGGAGGGCUCCCUACAGGGUGAAAAAGAGUUCUUAACUGAAAUACAAUUGUUGUCAAGGUUACACCACCGAAAUCUUGUGGCGUUGAUUGGAUAUUGUGAUGAAGAAGGGGAGCAGAUGUUGGUUUAUGAGUUUAUGUCAAAUGGCACGCUGAGGGAUCACCUUUCUGUAAAUUCUACCGAACCUUUAAGUUUUGCCACAAGAUUAAAAGCUGCCCUGGGUGCUGCUAAGGGAAUCCUAUACCUACAUACGGAAGCUGAUCCUCCAAUAUUCCACCGGGAUAUCAAGUCCAGCAACAUAUUAUUAGACUCCAAAUUUAUGGCAAAGGUUGCUGAUUUUGGACUCUCACGACUUGCACCUCUACCUGAUACCGAAGGUGAUGUGCCUGCUCAUGUAUCGACAGUUGUAAAAGGGACACCGGGUUAUCUUGAUCCAGAGUACUUCUUGACUCAUAAAUUGACAGAUAAGAGUGAUGUUUAUAGUCUUGGUGUUGUGUUAAUGGAGCUUUUGACUGGGAGGCACCCAAUCUCACAUGGCAAGAACAUCGUCAGAGAGGUUAAGGUUGGAUAUCAGUCCGGAAAGAUUUUCUCAAUAAUUGAUGGACGAUUGGGCUCAUAUCCCGUUGAAUGCGUGGAAAGGUUUGUGACAUUGGCUCUUAAGUGUUGCCAAGACGACCCCGAUGCACGCCCUUCAAUGGCAGAAGUUGUUCGAACACUUGAAAGUAUCUGGCUUAUGCUGCCAGAGUCUGAUGCGAAAAUUGGGGAGCCUUUGAUCGCCGAUGUGAUAAAAGUGACUAGUCCUCCGUCUUCAUCAUCCAACAUGAACAAUUUUUACAUAUCAGAAGUCUCUGGCAGCAACCUUGUAAGUGGAGUAAUUCCCACCAUCACACCCAGGUAGAAAACUUGGAAAUCCUACUAUUUUAACAUUGUCUGUAUGUCGCCUACAUCAUUCUUGUACAGUCUCUAUUUACACCCAAUAACAAGCUCAAUCUCAGUUUGUAUAUAGUUUUGCAGACAUGAUCGUUGUAUUUCUCAACAGUCGGCCGAGUACGUCUAGUCUAGAUAGGCCCUUUUUUUCUUUUUUAGAGGAAAACAGUGUGGGGUUGGGGUUAAGUCAUAUGUAUAAUACCUUAAUUAAUUUAGCUAUUCAGUUUGUUUUA